Molecule: messenger RNA, 474 nt
Organism: Gilbertella persicaria
Lineage: Eukaryota; Fungi; Mucoromycota; Mucoromycetes; Mucorales; Choanephoraceae
Exons: 3
Coding region: 130-324 (64 amino acids)
Source: RefSeq, a predicted model, not a curated record
AUUCACUCUCGAGGAUAUCGAUAUGCAUAUCUUCCUCCAUAUUCCCCUGAACUGAAUCCAAUUGAGCAGUUUUAGUCAGUCGUCAAAAGUAAAGUUAAACGAAACAAGUUUUUGGAAAAAGAAUGGCUCAUGACUAGGAUCAGUGAGGCAUGUGAUAGCUUACAUUUUAGUGAUCUCAAAGGCUUCUUUUCUCAUUCUACUAAAUGCUUUGAUAAUUACCUGGUUGAUCCUGUCAGUAUUCAUACCCACCAGUCUACCCAUCAGUCUACCCACCAGCUUUUAAGUUCCUUGGUUAUUAAGAAGGAUUGGGAUACAUUCCAAUAGAAAAGAUAAAAAAAAAACGCAAGGUCGUUUACGAUUUUGAGAUGUGGAAAAAAGUUGGUCGAAGAUAGAGCUGCUCAUUGUUGGGCGAUGUCGCUUGGGAUAUGGACAAUCAACAGAUGGAAUGCAAAUUCGAUCAAAAACGUCAAGUAC